AUGGAUCUCGUCAACCACCUCGAAGGAAGACUGCUCUUCGCUGUCCCCAAAAAGGGCCGUCUUCAACAAGCCACGCUGGACCUCCUGGCCGGCUGCGACAUCCAGUUCCGUCGCGAAACCCGCCUGGACAUCGCUCUGGUCAAGAACCUUCCCAUCGCCCUCAUCUUCCUUCCCGCCGCAGAUAUCCCCACCUUCGUCGGUGAAGGCCGUGUUGAUCUCGGUAUCACCGGUCGCGACCAGAUCGCCGAACACGAUGCGCUGCUGCCCCGCGGCGAAGUCUCCAACGUGGAGGAGGUCAUGGACCUUGGCUUCGGCGGCUGCAAGCUCCAGGUGCAGGUCCCGGAGAAGGGCGACAUCACCGAGGCCAAGCAGCUGAUUGGUCGCAACAUCGUCACCAGCUUCACUGCUCUCACUGAGGCGUUCUUUGCCAAGCUCGAGGGCAAGAGUGAUGCUGACAAGAGCGAGCUCAGCACUAAGAUCAAGUACGUCGGCGGCAGUGUUGAGGCUGCUUGCGCUCUGGGUGUUGCUGACGGCAUCGUCGAUCUUGUUGAGUCCGGUGAGACCAUGAAGGCCGCUGGUCUCAAGGCCAUCGACACCGUCGUCGAGACCAUCUCCGUCCUGGUCAAGUCCAAGAAGACCCAGAACCCUCUGGUUGACCUGAUCGCUUCCCGUAUCCGCGGUGUCAUCACCGCCCAAAAAUACGUCCUGUGCCAGUACAACAUCCCCCGCGGAGAACUGGCCACCGCCUCCAAGAUCACCCCCGGCAAGCGCGCACCCACGGUGACCGCUCUGGAAGAAGACGGCUGGGUUGCCGUUAGCUCGAUGGUCGAGAAGAAGAAGAUCGCGACGGUCAUGGACGACCUGACCAAGGUUGGCGCAACGGAUAUUCUGGUCCUGAACAUCGCCAACUCGAGAACGGGUUAA
This is a messenger RNA of Aspergillus tubingensis, 924 nucleotides long. Its product is annotated as ATP phosphoribosyltransferase. The record is from RefSeq and is a predicted model, not a curated record. Gene Ontology annotation, cellular component: cytoplasm. The transcript is spliced from 5 exons. The coding region runs from base 1 to 924 and encodes 307 amino acids. Lineage: Eukaryota; Fungi; Ascomycota; Eurotiomycetes; Eurotiales; Aspergillaceae. Gene Ontology annotation, biological process: L-histidine biosynthetic process. Gene Ontology annotation, molecular function: magnesium ion binding; ATP phosphoribosyltransferase activity.